This is a messenger RNA of Pistacia vera, 3358 nucleotides long. RefSeq names its product scarecrow-like protein 14. Gene Ontology annotation, cellular component: nucleus. Gene Ontology annotation, biological process: regulation of DNA-templated transcription. Lineage: Eukaryota; Viridiplantae; Streptophyta; Magnoliopsida; Sapindales; Anacardiaceae. The transcript is spliced from 2 exons. The coding region runs from base 464 to 2905 and encodes 813 amino acids. The record is from RefSeq and is a predicted model, not a curated record. Gene Ontology annotation, molecular function: DNA-binding transcription factor activity; sequence-specific DNA binding.
UAAGAUGAGUCAUAUGUAGAAAUUUGAAGCGGUGGGAAUGGCAAGUCAAGCGCAGCGUCGCAGCCAAUCAUCAUAAGGCGUUGACUCUUUUAGCCUGUUAAUAGUGUCUUUGAGGCCUUGGAUACUUCCCAGAAACACCCCCACCAUCUUUAUGUAUCAAAACACAACUUCCUCCUCCUCUUUGUUUCUUUCCUUAUUUAUUCAAACCUCAAAUCUGUUCCCUUUCUUUCUUUCUGUUUUGCUUCCGCACCGCCCUCAACUUCAGUGACUUGCUGUUUCUUGGUGAGAACCUACCUUGAUAUCUUUCCAAGUUUACUUUCCACUUUAAUAUUUUCUUCUUUUGCUUUUACUUCUACCAGUUAUUGUUAUCUGGGUCUGCUUAGCUCUGGUUUUUCAAAUAUAUCUCUACUUUGAACUUGAUUUAGAGUUUAGGUUUCCAAAGUUUACCUUUUGAUUUAUUUCCAUGGAUCAAAAUACUGCUGGAUUCUCUGAUAUCAUAAAUGAUUUUCAAUUCAAUGAUGCAUCCUUUGUAUCUAAUGUAAAUCAAUAUCCAAAUACUGAAAAUGGAUCCAAGUUCACUAUUUCUUCGCCAGAUCUCAACUUUUUGGACUACCCUUUUAGUUCCCCUGACCCUGAUCCUGGUAUAUUCACACCAUUGUCAACCUCCAGUCCAGAAAUAGAGUCUCUUGUUGAUUCUGGGAGUUUGAUUCUAGAUGGAAGCUCCUUUGUUCCCUCAACCGGCUGGAGUCCUGAGGGACAGGCUUCCUCUUCCUCGGAUGAUAGUGAUUCUUCAGACCCGGUUCUCAAAUACAUAAGCCAAAUGCUGAUGGAAGAGGACAUGGAAGAUAAGCCAUCUAUGUUUUAUAACCCUUUUGCUCUUCAAGCCGCCGAGCAAUCACUGUACGAUGUACUUGGUGAGCAGCAGCCACACUAUCCUUCAUCCUUUAAUCAACCUCAACACCAGCUUUCUGUUGACCUCAAUAACGAUAGUUUAGCAAGCAACAGUACUCUUUCUAAUAGUAGCAACGAUGUUAAUAGCAAUACUGGUGUCUUAACUAGAACCGGUAGUGGUAGUAGUGAUUUUGUUGAUACUCUGUUGGUUGGCGAUAUUGGAGAGUAUAAUCCCUCUCAGUCACAAAUCCCACCUUCUGGUGGUUACCAUUUCCAAUCCAAUUCGGAGCAGCCCAAUUUGCAGUUUUCAGUUAAUCCACCAGAAAGCAUGACUAAUAUCGGGCACGGGUUGAUGACUUCUUCUGUGAAUGAGCUUCUUGCUCAGAAUAUGUUUAGUGACACACAGUCUAUACUGCAGUUUCAGAGGGGGUUGGAGGAAGCUAGUAAAUUCCUUCCGACUGGUAAUCAACUGAUUAUUGAUUUGGAAAGCUAUGGUUUCUCCAAGGGCCAAAAGGAAGAGACUGCCAAGGUUGUAGUCAAGGAGGAGAAGGAUGGGAAAGAAAACUCGCCUGCUGGAUCAAGGGGUAGAAAGAAUCAUGAGCGUGAGGAUGCAGGCUUAGAAGAAGAGAGGCAAAAUAAGCAAUCGGCUGUCUCUGUGGAAGAGGCUGGAUUAUCUGAGGCUGGAUUAUCUGAGAUGUUCGACAAGGUGUUGCUUCUUGGAUGUUUAAAAUGUGAGCCUAUAUUGUGCACCGAUGAGGCUCAGGUUCAAACUGUGCAUACUGGAUCAAGCAACAGCUUGCAGCAGAAUGAACAAUCCAAUGGAUCUAAUGGCGGGAAAUCUCGUGCAAGGAAGGGAAGGAAGAAGGAUACAGUGGAUUUGAGGACUCUCUUGAUUAUCUGCGCUCAAGCUGUUGCCACCAAUGAUUUCAGAACUGCUAAUGAGCUACUGAAGCAGAUUAGGCAGCACUCUUCACCAACUGGUGAUGGGUCUCAGAGGAUGGCCCAUUACUUUGCAAAAGGCCUUGAAGCGCGUUUGGCUGGCAGUGGAACAGGACAUAAAAAUUUCUUUACUUGCUUCGCUCCCAUGAAAACAGCUGCCACUAUAUUGAAAGCUUAUAAAGUUUAUCUUAAUGCCUGUCCAUUUAAGAAGUUUGCUAUUUUCUUUGCAAACCAAAUGAUUAUGAAUGUAGCUGAGAAAGCAACAACUCUUCACAUUGUAGAUUUUGGUAUUGUAUACGGUUUUCAAUGGCCAAUUCUCAUUCAACUUCUCUCAGAGAGAUCUGGUGGCCACCCUCCCAAGUUACGCAUAACCGGGAUAGAGCUUCCCCAACCUGGUUUCAAACCAGCAGAAAGAAUUGAGGAGACAGGUCGUCGCUUGGCAAGGUAUUGUGAGCGCUUUAAUGUUCCAUUUGAGUACAAUGGCAUAGCAUCACAGCACUGGGAAACUGUCAAAUUUGAGGACCUCAAGAUUAAAUCCGAUGAGGUGGUUGCUGUGAAUUGUCUGUACCGGUUUAAGUACCUGCUUGAUGAAACCGUUGAAGUUAACUGUCCAAGGGAUGCUGUCUUGAACUUAAUCAGGAAGAUAAAUCCAGCUAUUUUUGUCAAUUCUGUCGCUAAUGGAUCGUAUAAUGCUCCCUUCUUCGUCACACGUUUUCGGGAAGCAAUCUUCCACUUCUCCUCAUUGUUUGAUAUGUUUGAUUCUACUAUGGCCCGUGAAAGUCAAGAGAGAUUGUUAUUGGAGGAAGAGUUUUAUUCACGAGAUGCAAUAAAUGCCAUAGCUUGUGAGGGGUUGGAGAGGAUUGAGAGGCCUGAGUCAUACAAGCAGUGGCAUACACGAACCAUGAGGGCUGGGUUCAAGCCAUUGCCAGUGGACCUGAAGCUGAUGGCGAAACUUCGGAUUAAGUUGAAGCAUUUGUACCACAAGGACUUUGUAAUUGAUGAAGAUGGCAACUGGAUGCUGCAGGGAUGGAAGGGAAGGAUUAUCUAUGCUUCUGGCAGUUGGGUACCAGCAUAGGGUACUGAUCAGCACAUAUCUUAGAAGGAAGAAUUGAGAACUAUAAGAUUCUUCCAGGAGAACUUUGAAAAUAAAUGAAGGUUACCUAAAGUUGUCCACUUGUCCUUCCUUCUUGCAGAAGAACCCUAUCGGCCACUAUGUGUGAUUAACAUAUGGUUAAAGGCUGUUGACUAAGCUAUGAAGUAGUCUAAUGUUAUGUAUAAUACGAUUAUGGACAUUAAACCCUAUGAUAGAGUAAGGGUUGGAACGUUCUCCAAUUCUUAUGUUGUGGAGGCUGCUGCCUUGCUUGUCAAAAUAUUAGUGUAAUGAACAGAGGUAUUUUUUUCUUGAUUGUCAGCCUUGGUUCCGCUGGUAACCAGGGGAGUCUAGAUCUUAGCUUUUUGUCUGUAUAUAUUUCCCAGGUUGUGUUUUGGCUCUGUUUACUGCAUUAAUAAAGUGAUUUUUUGGAGUUCA